Molecule: messenger RNA, 1479 nt
Organism: Pseudoliparis swirei
Lineage: Eukaryota; Metazoa; Chordata; Actinopteri; Perciformes; Liparidae
Product: proteoglycan 4-like
Exons: 4
Coding region: 95-703 (202 amino acids)
Source: RefSeq, a predicted model, not a curated record
AGCACAAUCGGUGACCGACGAGAGUCUUCCUAAGCCACGCCCACACUUGAAGCCCCUCCCACAACGCAGAGCCGUGUCUGUCCAUGAGGACACUAUGGCCAUGACACAAGAGCUGAAGGCAGUGUUGCAGAGAUCCCCCAUCCGUUUCCGUGGCAACAGAGGAGACCUGCCCACCUGCGCUGAAGAUCCAGCCGGUCGGGGGAAAGCACAACGAGCUCAGGAGGCCGGUGACACCGCUGCCCAGAAGGAGAAGCUGAAGGCUCAGCGAGGAAGGACGGCAGCCGGUACCAAGCACCCUCCUCCGGGAGAAGAGGAGACCCCAGGCUCUGGUCGUCCCUCCUCUGCAGCUCAGGCUCUACAUGAAGCGUCAGCGCCCCGACUCUUCAGUCCGACCCUGACCCACGGCCUGGAGAAGAAGCCUCCUGGUCCACCCACGUGGGAGAAAAAGAGCCCCCAAACUCUAGAAAAACUGCCGGUGUCCCCAUCACCCCGAGAAAAGAGCCCGAGCACAAUCCUAUCCGGAUCGCCGGAAAAACCCAGAGUGAGCCCUCUGACCCACAAGAGUCAGAGCCCCGGCACGGCACCGGGCACGGCACCGGAUGUGAGAACCAGCACACAGAAAGGAGGAGAGGCGCUCUCUAAACAGCACACAAUGAAGGCAGAGCCAGCAGACCAAAGGACUGAGCCCCCUCUGUCUGAAUAACACACACACACACUGAGAUCCGGAAGUGGGAGGGUGUCCACGAGGUCCUCCAGUAGAAGUCGGCUGCUGUGUCCCAGAGGUGUUCCCGUUGAAAGCUAAAUGGGAUGGAGAGCAAGCGGUUAGUGCGUCUCGUUGUUGCUAGCUUAUAGCUAACAUUUGCUCGACUGGAUGAAUAAACCCGUUUUUUUUAUUGAUUAGAAUUGCCCAAUCGCAGCAUCUGUUUGAAUGAGUUAUAUAUUAUUGGUACAGAUCUGACCACUGGCUUGUUAUUGCAGUCUGUGCUUCUUUACCCCCAAACAAAGCUAACAGAUGUUAGCUGCAGGGCUAACAACACACCGUGUGUCUUCUGACUGAAGUCAACAAACAAACAGGAACUCUGUCACAAAGAUGUUGUCGUCUCGUCGCGUUGAUGAACUGCUGCCGUAAGUGAGCAUUCACGUCGCGUUUUUUAAAAACGAAUUCAUUGUUAAUUAAUUACAAGAGCAAUGCUGCACCUGUUUUUCAAGGCACGGCCAAUCAGAGCUGGUUGAUAUCUGCUCUUUCUGCCGUAAAUAACAGUCUACGGUAAAUUAAUACAUGAUAAAUGAAUCAUCUUUAGCAGGCGCCAAGCUCCGGUUCUGCAGAGUGAAGCCAAUGUGAAAUGGAUUCUCUCUCCUGACCACCAGGGGGCGACUCCUCUGGUUGUAUAGAAGUCUAUGCUGCAUGUGUUAAAGCUGCAUUCUCUCUCCUGACCACCAGGGGGCGACUCCUCUGGUUGUAUAGAAGUCUAUGCUGCA